Papilio polytes (common Mormon) is the source of this 2130-nucleotide messenger RNA. It is a transcript of the gene Pex13, whose product is annotated as peroxisomal membrane protein PEX13. Gene Ontology annotation, cellular component: peroxisome; peroxisomal membrane; peroxisomal importomer complex. Gene Ontology annotation, molecular function: protein binding. The record is from RefSeq and is a predicted model, not a curated record. Gene Ontology annotation, biological process: protein import into peroxisome matrix, docking. The transcript is spliced from 5 exons. NCBI's taxonomy places the organism in Eukaryota, Metazoa, Arthropoda, Insecta, Lepidoptera, Papilionidae. The coding region runs from base 1 to 1107 and encodes 368 amino acids.
AUGAGCCAACCAGUGAAGGAUUUCGAAGUUAACUCUGACCCUACAUUAUCUAACUCUGUUGUACCUCAUAUGGAAGGACCAUCAUUUAGAAAUCCCAUACCCUCGACAUCAAAUGGAAUCAUUGGGCCACCAGUUCUCCCGCCGAGACCUGAUUUCGGAAUGCAACCCAGUUAUAAUAUGAAUCCUGGUUACUCUUAUGGUAUGGGUGGUUCGUAUGGUAUGGGCGGAUAUGGUGGUUUUGGAUAUGGAGGAAUGAACAGUGGUUAUGGUAUGGGAGGUAUGGGAAUCAGUAUGGGUGGUCCUUAUGGAGGAUACAAUAGAUAUGGACCAAUGUAUGGUGGUGAUAUUGAAAGCAGAUUCAUACAAAUGGCAGAAGAGAAUUCAAGACCAGCUUUUGAUUCAAUACAGAGUUUGGUAAAUGCAGUUGGCAGUGUUGCCAUGAUGUUGGAGAAUACAUUUUUUGCAUUGACCAGCUCUUUUAGAGCUAUAUUAGGUGUAGCAGAAAACUUUGGCCGUCUAAGGUCAUUAUUUGCGCAGUUCUGGUCGACAUUUGCAGUUGUCCGUACUUUGAACUGGCUGGUGAGGAAGUUAUUGGUCAUACUCGGUAUCAGAACGGAGAAUGAAUUCAAGGCGUGGGCAGACGCGGUAGCGGCCACAAAGUCGGGCACCGCUACCGCCGAGCAAAAGGCCAAGGGCUCCAGUUGGCCCAUACUACUGUUCUUCGGAGUCGUCGCGGCUGCCCCUUAUAUUGUAUUGAGGAUGCUAAAUGGAUUAUCUUCCAGCAUUAAUGAGAAAUUGAACGAUCCAACAUCGUGGCAAAAUCCACUCCGUGCGGUUGCCCAACACGAUUUUCAAGCUACGUCUCCUCAGGAGAUCAGUUUCGGUGCCAACCAGGUCCUCACCCUCGCACCUCAACAUCUGCAAGGAAACCUCUGGAACUCCGGCUGGCUGAUGGCAACAACUGACAGACAAUUUGCAGGAUUAGUCCCUGUUAACUAUAUUAAAGUUAUUAGACCGAAUAAUGAAGCUACAAAUAACGAAACGAUAGAAAAACCUACAGAAUCAAAUCCGGAAGAUUUAGAUCAAAUAUUUAAACAAGAUUUGUGAGUUAAAUUGCGACUUGAAACCUUGGCAAAGAUUUAGUGUUGGGCUUCUUGAACACGACUAUGACCAUAGACAAUAAGUAAAUGUCAAACUUUUUGUAUAAAAAUAUAUUUCGACUACUAUGAAUUUGUAUUGUAACGGAAUUGACUAGUUACCAUAAUUAUGAAUUUAUUUUAUUUCCAUAAAUACUUAUACUGAAUGAAUUUAAUGUUUUGAAACUUUCUUAUAAAAUGGAUUUUAUGAGUCACGCCUAAAUAUUUUUAUUUCAAACAUUGUAGUCAUUCAAUGUGUUUGAUCUUAUUAGGUUAAUUUCAUUUUAUGUAUAUUUGUAUAGUAGUCUAGAAUAUUCUUGGACUAUUAUCUUAAAUUCAGGAAACUUAGGUUUUGUUUUUAUAACCAUUGAGUUGUGGAUGCGGUUUUAGGUUACAGAAAAAAGUUUGUAAGAAAACAUUGUCAACUAAGUUUUUUUUUUUAAUAUUCGUGGUCAAUUUUCGUUUCGGCAGAUGUUAUAAAACUAUAUAAUGUUUUAGUCAUAAAUUCAUUUUAUUUGGGUCUUUUUACUACAAUUUUAUAUUUCCAGGGAUUGUUUAGUAUAAAUAGGGUUGUUUGUAGAUAUUUUUUAUGUUGUAAAAUAAUUUAUUUGUAAUAACCAAACUUUAUCUAGCUUUUAUCAUAUUUUAUUGCUAAAACACCUUAAUUGUGCAUAAGGGUUCACAAAAUUUUUACAAUAAAUUAGUAUUGACUGAUGUUGCAUUUAAGUGGUGUUCUAUUUUAAGUUUAUAUAAUAGAAUCAAAAUAUACAGCUCUCAUGUUAUAAAAAAGUCAUAUUUGGUAUAUUAUUUACUAUCACAUAGUUAUUUAAAAAUAAAUGAUAAUUCCAGUAACUGUUUAUUUCACAACAUAGUCUAAAAUUGUACUCAUUCACACACAUUACCCUGCACUCUUCCCUAUGGAGGGUCAACAGAGUACUCCAGAACUGAUCCAUACAUUUCUAUCAGCUGUCUUCUUUUACACAAUCCAUCCAUA